UCCUCCAUUCAAUCACGAUCCUUCUACUUCUACACACUUAUCUCAUCCAAAUGCUCCGUCAGCGCCGCCUCUCAGCCUUGCAAUGCCGUCGCACCGAACCUCCAUUGUACUGAGCUUCUGUUGCACCGAAUCUCUGUUGCAUACAGGGACCAGUGCACACACCUCCUCAUCCCUCUCAACAAGUGCCACCAGGCCGAGUUCUACCUUCCAUGGAAGUGCGAGAACGAGCGUCACUCCUACGAGAAGUGCCAGUACGAGCUCCUCAUGGAGCGCAUGUUCAGAUGCAGAAGAUCAAGGAACGAGCCUCCCUUAAUCACUCUCAAUCCAAGGGUGCCGCCUUUCCCGUCAUCCCUAAAAUCGCCAAUGCCUGAUUCAUUCCAGGGUUAUGGGAUUGUUCACGCUUUUACUUGAUUAGGAUUAGAGAAUGUUAGUUUGUGUAGGUGUCUCUUUGUGGAUUAAAUUGGGUUUGCUGUUACCAUAGGACCAUAAUUUUUGUUCAAAUUAGCUGCACAGACAGAAAAGUUUCAUGCUUGUAGCUCGUAGUGUUAAUCUUAUCUUCAAUUGAUCCUCCGCUUGUUAUACAACUUCUUCCAUGUGUCUCUUCACUGACCUUUUUCUUCCACAGUAAUCCUUUUAAUCACAAAACACUGACUUAUAAGAACCUGUGUUGAUCCUACUGAAUUGAGUAAAUUGCCAUAUUUGAAGUUAUAACAAUCCAGUGAUCCACUUGUUUGAUUAUGGCUUCUUUGAGUAUGCCUUCUAUUUCAGAACAGAACAGAGAUGAUAAUAACAAGAAGAACAAUAGCAUAAGCAACAAGUUUUUGCUUCCAAGAAAGCCUCCUGAUAGAAUGUUGCCUUAUAACAAGGCCUAUAAUCAUGAUGAGGAUGAUGAUGAAGAAGAGGGGGUCACAGAAGAUGAUGAGGAACACAAUUUUCUGCAUAAUGAUGAAAAGAGAAAACAAGAACUUGACAAGUCAAUGCAAAAACCUAAUAUUUUGGUAGCUUUCUUACAGGUUUAUGCUAAAGGAAUUGCAAUGUGAAUAUUGAAUUGAACUCGAACUUGGACUUAUCGUUAUCCAUUUUGAAUGACGUUGCUUAUUGCGUGUUGAUGGUAAUGUUGCUAAUGAGAAUCAGAGGGAUUCUGUGUGUGCUUUUAAUGUGAAUUUACUAUUGUCUUAGGUGUUUCUAACACUUUAAGGAUUACAAAAAAGCUUUCUUUCUGCUUAGUUUUUAGCUUAGUGUGGAAAUCAGAUACUUUUGAAAUAAGGGUCUGCUUGGUUGAGUAGGAGGAAAAGGGGAAGUAUAGGAUGCUAUGAUUACAUUUCAAUUUUUUCCUUCUCCGAUCUUUGAUAUGAUAUAUCAAGAAAGUGUAAAGGGAUUCUUAUUCUGAAAUUUAUGACGACCGGAUUUUUACUAA
Arachis ipaensis is the source of this 1417-nucleotide messenger RNA. The record is from RefSeq and is a predicted model, not a curated record. NCBI's taxonomy places the organism in Eukaryota, Viridiplantae, Streptophyta, Magnoliopsida, Fabales, Fabaceae.